Messenger RNA from Xenopus tropicalis (tropical clawed frog), 1437 nucleotides. It is a transcript of the gene cth, whose product is annotated as cystathionine gamma-lyase. The transcript has 12 exons. Gene Ontology annotation, molecular function: pyridoxal phosphate binding; homocysteine desulfhydrase activity. Gene Ontology annotation, biological process: transsulfuration; L-cysteine biosynthetic process. The record is from RefSeq and is marked provisional. Lineage: Eukaryota; Metazoa; Chordata; Amphibia; Anura; Pipidae. The coding region runs from base 38 to 1234 and encodes 398 amino acids.
CGCUCACACGAGUACUUAUUGCUGCUACUGCUGAUCAAUGGACGGCUUCCAGGAGGGGUUCAAGCACUUCGCCACUGAGGCCAUACACGCGGGACAGGAACCCGAACAAUGGAAGUCUAUGGCAGUCGUACCCCCCAUAACCCUCUCCACCACAUUCAAGCAGUUCGGACCAGGGGAACAUGCGGGGUAUGAAUAUAGUCGCAGUGGAAACCCAACAAGGAAUUCUCUGGAAAAAGCAGUUGCUGCUCUUGAUGGUGCCAAGUACUGUUUAUCCUAUGCUUCUGGUCUGGCUGCCACAAUGAAUAUUGCCCAUCUUCUGAAAGCUGGAGACCAAAUCAUCUGUACUAAAGAUGUAUAUGGAGGCACAAACAGAUAUUUUAGAAGAGUAGCAUCGGAAAUGGGAUUGAAAGUGGCUUUUGUUGAUUGCUCAGACCUAAAAAGCUUAGAAGCUGCUAUCGCUGCAAACACCAAGCUUGUAUGGAUAGAAACCCCAACAAAUCCAACUUUAACCGUGAUCGAUAUCAAGGGAUGCGCUGAUAUUAUUCACAAACAUAAAGAUAUUAUUCUAGCAGUGGAUAACACUUUCCUGUCUGCCUAUUUUCAGCGUCCCUUGGCUCUAGGUGCAGACAUCUGUAUGUAUUCUGCAACCAAAUACAUGAAUGGCCAUAGCGAUGUUGUUAUGGGGUUGGUGUCUGUUAACUGUGACAAGCUGUAUGAAAAACUAAAAUUCCUUCAGAAUGCAAUAGGAGCUGUUCCAUCACCCUUUGAUUGUUAUCUUUGCAAUCGGGGUUUGAAGACCCUUCAUCUGCGAAUGCAGCAACACUUUCAGAAUGCUUUAGCUGUAGCAAAGUUUUUGGAAGCAGAUCCUCGUGUAGACAAAGUUCUUUACCCAGGACUGCCGUCUCACCCACAAUAUGAACUCACUAAACGACAGUGCACUGGUGUGUCUGGCAUGAUUACAUUUUAUAUUAAAGGAAAUCUUGAACAUGCAACAACAUUUCUUAAGAGCCUAAAGGUCUUUGCUUUGGCUGAGAGUCUUGGGGGUUAUGAAAGUUUGGCUGAGCAUCCUGCUAUCAUGACUCAUGCUGCAGUUCCAGAAGAGGACAGAGCAGCGCUGAAUAUCAGUGAUACUUUAAUCCGCCUUUCUAUAGGCUUAGAAGAUGUAGAAGAUAUAAUUGGAGACUUAGAUCAAGCUUUAAGGAGUGCACAUCCUGAUAUUAAAAAUGAAAACUAAAGUGAACAGCGGAUCAGUGAAAUUCCAUUUCUUUUUAAUCAUGGUUUUACAUUUUUCUUCAUCUAUCACUUUCAAGGUGAAACAUAAUCCGGGAACACAAUACAUAUACAACAUUGAUUUGUAAAGCACAGUAUUCUUGUACUAGUCAUUUAUUCAUGCAAUUAUCAGUUUUUUUUAAUUCAGAGAUACACAUAUAUAAAAUG